AUGCUCUUGGAAGCCUCCCCCCUCUCUCCCUCCGAAGAAAACAAGGCCACCUGUCGUGUUGAACACGAGCACGCGGUGUCGACACAGCCCCGCCUUCCUCCCCCCUGCGAGCGAGACGUGCGCAUGCUCAGGCACUACUUCGAUCCCUCCACUCUGCCGGGCAACCGGGAGGACGCCAAAAGGAAGAAGGAGGCGACCGGGAGAGCCCUCCCUCGUCAGACUCAAGAAGUGCUGGCCCGUGGGGUUGAAGACAUGGAAGGACAGGUCUAUAAAAGGACACAAAAAAUUUGAGUAAUGAGUGUGUCCAUUCUCCCAUCCAAUGCUUUUAGGAUUUACUUGCCCUCGACCAAGUUACGCAGAGCGCCCCGGGAUGGCAACUGGCAAAUGGCCGUUUGCACCCUCCACACCGCGCGAAUGACAGCAUGACUGAAGGGCAGGCUCCGUCUUCCAAGCCUGAGAAUAUCCUACGCAUCGGCAUUCAGAUCCGCGUCCGGGAUCGAGCAUACCGCUUCUCAUGCCGAUGAUGUCCUAUUCAAAGAUUAUAUGCAAAAUUUCGACUGCACCCGUACAAUCGAGCGCCUUAAGAGGACCUCGGAAACGACCAAGGUCGUAUCGUAUCUAGUGUCGGACUCGCAGCGGCUAAAGGAAAAGGCGCUAGAGAGGUACGGGCCAGAUUUACUCGUCGCCUCCACCCAGCCGAACACACAUGUUGCCCAUACGCGGUCCAAAGAUUUAGAGGAACCUGAUAAAAUGAUGAUGGAUCUUGGAUCGGCCGCUGCUGACAUGCUUGGCCUCGCCGAGAACGAUUUUUAUCGUGACGCAGAAUAUCAGCUUUGGUAGGAUCGGCGCCUUGCUGAGCGGGCGUUAGAAUCAUAACUGGUCGUUGUCCUCGGAAAGCAAUGAACGCUUUUCAUAUCGUCCUGCACACUAUGUUCGACUGGAGGACAUGGCCAGCACAUGGAGCGGUGUGUAGGAAGGGCUUUACACCUUGCUUGCCUCGAUCCCUACAUCGAAAGAACAGACGAGCAUGUAAUAAAA
Molecule: messenger RNA, 1038 nt
Organism: Nannochloropsis gaditana CCMP526
Exons: 5
Coding region: 544-840 (98 amino acids)
Source: RefSeq, a predicted model, not a curated record